AUGGCUAGCGAACAAGUAUGGCUAAUGUUGCCGCGUCUGCCACAAGCCAUUCUACACCCGAGAAGAGAUGUUGGAGUGCAGGUGCAACCUGAAAUGAGGGACGAGCAUAACAACGAGCAGUGUGCUGGAAUGUGGAAGUUGUUCUUUAUCCCUUGGCUUGUCGCCGCUCCAUUUGGAAAUCCAUGUCAUCCACAUUUCAACGAGAUCUCGGUUCUACAUUUUACUACAACCCAUGAGGAGCAGUUCAUUGAAUUGAGUGUUAGAGAAGAAUGCUAUAACGCUGACUAG
Messenger RNA from Cylicocyclus nassatus, 288 nucleotides. Lineage: Eukaryota; Metazoa; Nematoda; Chromadorea; Rhabditida; Strongylidae. The record is from the annotation of a GenBank genome assembly.